Molecule: messenger RNA, 472 nt
Organism: Mycotypha africana
Lineage: Eukaryota; Fungi; Mucoromycota; Mucoromycetes; Mucorales; Mycotyphaceae
Exons: 3
Coding region: 201-365 (54 amino acids)
Source: RefSeq, a predicted model, not a curated record
CGAGUUAUCAGUCUUUUUUUUUUAGACGCCCCGUUUGCCCCAACGGGUUCUUUCUGUUUUUUCUCUUGUUCAUUCAGAAAUUCUUUCAGCAUUUCUGCUCUGUCCAGAUAUUCCACAAAUCGCUUACGAAUAGGGUCCUUCAAGCGAUCAUUCUUUUCGUAUUUAAUAGCUGUCAUAAAGUAUUCCAAUGCAUUUUGAUAAUGAUUGUACGCCUCUUUAUAGUUCCCCUUAUGAUCCUCUUCGGUUGCCUUUUUUACUAUUUCUAUCGCUUUCUGAAGGGAAGUUUUGUUUUAGCUUCAAGAAGCUCAAGUUUGUAUAGUAUAGUACGUUUAGCUCAAGCUUACUGCAAGAAAGUCAGAAUUUGACAUGUAAUCUACUUAUAACGUGGCGACAAUUUUAUUUGAAAAAAGGUUUUCUUGAAUUUCGUGAAUGAACGGGUGUUUUAUGCUUUAAAGAAAACGAAGAAAAAAGA